AACCAUGUGCUUCUUGUUUUUGUUUGCUUCUCAGUCUUGCUGCAGAACGAAAGACUCGGAUCGCUCCACCGAGCGAGCGUCUCAAUGGAUACCAACACUUCUAUUGGUAUCCAAGCCGUGCUGCUUAUCUUAGCAUUGGUGGUACUAGUCCUACGAUGCUGGGCGAAUGUUUUAAUGAAGCAUGGUCUAUUUAGCAUGCCUGACAUUUUUGCUUGGCUCGGUUGGGUUUUCAGCCUAGGAUGGUUCAUUUGUUCAACUCUUGCCCUUCGAAUUCUUAUCGAUAAUCCUGCAGUUGGCUCUGAACUUGUAGUUAACUCAGUAGAAUACUUAAAGAUAGUAUUAAUCGCAGAGUACUUCUUUGAUACUGGGAUUUAUUUCCCCAAGAUAUCUAUUAUCUUGUUUUAUUGGAAACUAAUCCCUGGGAUCUCAGGAUCGCUAAGACGUGUAUUGCUUGUAAUCACAGUUUAUCUUGGCUGUGCUCUACUUGUAUCAGUGCUUGUAAACACUCUUAUUUGUUUACCGUUUUCUGACAAUUGGUCUAUCGAAAACCAGCUCAAGUCAGCAUGGAACUCAUAUGCUUCGUUUUGUGUUCAGUGGGGUCUCAACUUCUCAACGGAUUUAUUAAUCUUUUUCUACCCCUUCUUUCUACUCAAACAUCUAAAACUCCACCGAAAACAAAAGAUCGCCCUUAUUGGCAUUUUCUCUAUAGGUGCUAUCACGUUGAUAGUCAGCCUAUCCCGAUUUAUCGCCUAUAAUGCCACUGAUUUUGAGCUUGAUGACCAGUCUGGCAAUACCUUGUCUCUCGCCGAGAUGAGUACCGCUGUUAUAGUCGUGUGCCUCCCUGGCCUUCGAAGGUUUAUCAUGCGAUCGAAAUCGUCUACAAAUCGCUCCUCGUCGAACCAACCCAGCGGUUAUGGCGUUCACACCAAGAUCACCGGAAGAGGCCAGAAUGCCGAGACCCCUGUAUCGCAGUACGCUAAAUGGGGCGUGAGAGAUGAUGAGAUCGAGCUGGUAACUCACAUUCGCGUUUCCCAUGAACGACUAAGUCCGGAUGAUACUCGCAGCGCGAGCGGAAAGAGUGCAACGAGCCAGACUUUCAAGAUAUAGUCUUUCGGAUAUGACAUUUAGGCGUUGGUGGAAAUGAAACGUGUAUGACAAGCGAGGGACGCAACAGUCCUUAUCAUAGCAUAAUUAGACUUUAUUUGAUGAUGCACAGCUCAGUACCGUUGCCGAGCCGAAGGAUAGGCAAGAUUCUGGCGCUACGCUUAUCUUUGCAGUUGGGGUUUUGACAUUGCUGUCAUGGGUCUUUUUAUUAUAAGCUCUUAACGGCAAUCUCUGCGAAUCAUAAUUUCGCUACAUUACAUACGCUCAAAUCAAGCAGCAAUACGC
Messenger RNA from Fusarium verticillioides 7600, 1389 nucleotides. RefSeq lists its product as hypothetical. The transcript has 6 exons. The record is from RefSeq and is a predicted model, not a curated record. The coding region runs from base 85 to 1107 and encodes 340 amino acids. Lineage: Eukaryota; Fungi; Ascomycota; Sordariomycetes; Hypocreales; Nectriaceae.